UAUGGUUAGAAUUACCUUCGUUCAAACCAAAACAUUAUUUUCAUUAGUUUGAUACAUAGGUAGGUCUAUGAUCCCGGGUUAAGUCUUUCUCUCAAAUCGAUGAGUAACUAUCAGUAUUCUUAUUCUAUUAUCCUUGUAUGCGGAAUGAUAAAAAAAAUAUUCCAUCUUUAUUUUUAACUGAUUGGUCACCAUUGAAUUGAUUAGUACAGAGAGUAAGAGUAUCGCCGAAAUUUCGCCCAGCAGCCUUUCCUACUGCUCAAGUCUUUAUAAGUCCUUAAAUGCUUAGCCUGGUCAUAUUGAUUGGAAACUGGGAAUUGUUGCACAUUCUUGUGUCAUUUGCAUUCACAUUUAACAUACAGCUCAUGCUAUUUCAAUACCCAACUAAAGUUAACGAAGGCCAACCUUCUGCUGGUUCAAAUCUCAAUCUUCUUGAAUUUCAACAUAUGGGAACCCAUUUUUGCUUUAUUUUAUUGUCUCUGAUGAUUAUAUCGCCUUCUUUUUUGUCUUCUGCAUCCUAUUCUGUUUUAAGAGGAGGUUCAUAUCUUGCUGUGGAGAAUCCACAAGAUGUUUUGAUUUCACCAAGUAGAGUUUUCUCUGCCGGCUUUUACCCUGUUGGCGAAAAUGCUUACGGCUUUGCUAUAUGGUUCAGCAAACCAUCUUGCAGUGACAAUUGCACUGUUGUUUGGAUGGCAAACCGCGAUUUUCCAGUUAAUGGCAAACAAUCAAAGCUCUUGCUAUUAGAAACUGGAAAUCUUAUCUUAACAGAUGCUGGUAAGUCCAAUGCUUGGUCUAGCGAGACUGUUUCCGUAUCCCCAGCAGAGUUACACCUACAAAAUACUGGUAAUCUUGUUAUAAAGAAUAUGGAAGGCGAUAUCAUAUGGCAAAGCUUUGACUCACCUACAGAUACCCUUCUUCCUCUGCAACCAUUCACCAGAAAUGUCCAACUUGUCUCUUCAAGAAGCCGCAACAAUGUCUCUACUGGUUUCUACAAGCUAAUUUUCGCUGAUAAUAAUCUUAUUCGUCUUCUCUACGAUGGUCCAGAUGUUUCUAGUGCUUAUUGGCCAGAUCCAUGGCUUCGUGAUUGGGAAGGUGGGAGGUCCCCGUACAAUAGCAGUAGAAUUGCCUCAUUUGAUUUGUUUGGCAAAUUUACAUCAUCUGAUCAUUUAACUUUUCUGUCGGUGGAUUAUGGAAUGAGACUCCAACGGAGGCUGACACUUGAUUCUGAUGGAAAUGCUCGACUGUACAGCCGAGAAGAGGGUAGCACGACUUGGGUUGUUUCAUGGCAAGCAAAAUCUCAACUAUGCGAGAUUCAUGGAAUUUGCGGUCCUAACAGUACAUGCAGUUAUGAUCCAGCUUCUGGUAGCCAAUGCUCUUGUCUUCCAGGAUAUAAGAUAAAAAAUAAUCUUGACUGGUCUUACGGCUGUAAACCGGAAUUCAAUCUCUUGUGUGGAAGUGAUACGGAGGCUGGUUUCGUUCAACUCAAACACGUUGAAUUUUAUGGCAAUGAUGAUGGCUUCUAUCCCAAUGUCAGCUUGGAGAUGUGCAUGAAAGUUUGUUCACAAUCAUGCGGUUGCAAAGGGUUCCAGUACAGGUAUGUUGGGGAUACUCCAGUUCCUCAUUGUUACCCUAAGAUAUCAUUGAUAAAUGGGCAAUACAACCCCAGUUUUGGUGGCGACUUCUACGUGAAAGUUUCCAACACCAGUUUAUUCUUGAACAAGGAAACAGUUUCAUCAGGAUUAGUGUUUGAUUGCUCUAGUGAACUACUUGCACCUCUGGAAAGAACUUACCCAAAAAGCAGUGAAAACAAGACCUUGAAUUUCAUGCUUUGGGUCACCUGCGGAUUAGGAGGAAUCGAGAUGAUUAGCAUCUUUCUUAUCUGGUGUUUCUUACUUAAGUCUCAAAAGGACUCAUAUGAGGAUACACAAAGCUACCAUCCUGCAGCAACUGUAUUUAAAAGAUUCACGUAUUCUGAGCUUAAAAAAGCAACCAGAAAUUUCGGCAAGGAAAUUGGAAGGGGAGCAGGAGGAAUCGUAUACAAGGGUAACCUACCUGAUAAUCGAGUUGUAGCAAUCAAACGACUUCUUAGUAUAGCUAACCAAGCAGAAGCUGAAUUUCUAGCAGAAGUCAGCACCAUUGGGAAAAUUAAUCACGGAAACUUGGUACAAAUAUUGGGUUAUUGUGCAGAAGGGGAACACAUGCUUUUGGUAUACGAGUACAUGGAGCAUGGUUCCCUGACAGAAAAUCUCUCUUCAAACGCACUUGAUUGGCGAAAGCGGUUCGACAUCGCCCUAGGAACUGCAAGAGGACUUGCUUAUCUACAUGAAGAGUGCUUGGAGUGGGUUUUACAUUGUGAUGUGAAGCCACAAAAUAUACUGCUGGACUCAACUUACCAGCCAAAGGUAUCAGAUUUUGGGUUAUCCAAACUGCUAAGCAGAGCUGACCAAAAUGAUAAAAGCUUCUCAAAGAUAAGAGGAACAAGAGGUUAUAUGGCUCCUGAGUGGGUUUUUAAUCUGCCAGUCACAUCCAAAGUAGAUGUUUACAGCUAUGGGAUUGUUGUGUUGGAGAUGGUGACAGGAAUGAGCCCAACCAUUGGAAAUCAAAGUAAAAGUGGGGAGACAGAGCACAAAGGACUGGUCAAAGUGGUCAGGGACAAGAAAAAUGGGGCUAAUGGAAUGACGCCAUGGAUUGAAGAGAUUGUAGACCCAAGGUUAGAAGGAAAAUUUGAACAUGCUAAGAUGGAAAAACUGGUGACAUUAGCCCUGCAAUGCGUUGAGGAUGACAAAGAUAACAGACCCACCAUGGGUAGAGUGGUCGAGAUGCUUGAGCACCUUAAAAAUUAUGAUUAGCAUAAUCAUUAUAUGUUGUGCAUUCACUAUUUGCUCCAGAAAUGUAUUAUUUUUUUUUUUUUUUGGCUA
Molecule: messenger RNA, 2915 nt
Organism: Jatropha curcas
Lineage: Eukaryota; Viridiplantae; Streptophyta; Magnoliopsida; Malpighiales; Euphorbiaceae
Product: putative receptor protein kinase ZmPK1
Biological process (GO): recognition of pollen; protein phosphorylation
Molecular function (GO): ATP binding; protein serine/threonine kinase activity
Source: RefSeq, a predicted model, not a curated record